AUGAAGUUGACAAUGGUUCUGGCGCUGCUUGACAACUCUCUCAGCCUUUGCAUAGAACCCAUGAGUUUUCAUUGGCAAGGUACGCAUAGAUCAAAGCACCUCCCUUUCUGUCUCCUUUGCUUUGCUCUCUCUCUCUCUCUCUCUCUCUCUCUCUCUCUAUCUAUCUAUUCUUCUCUCCACCCUCUCCCUCUAAAGUCCUCUCUCUUCUCUUUCUUCUUUUCACCUUUUUUCCCAUUCUGCAUUUCUCUAUUCUCGAUCUAUCUCUACUUAAGAUUGUCUCCCGCCUCCCCACGUUCAUCUUUUUCUUUCUUCAUAUAUCCUCCCUGUCCUCAUACCUCCUUUUCUCUUUGUCCCUGAGUUUUCUGCGGAGGAAUUUUUAUCUUUCCUCUCCCUCUCUCUCUCUCUGUCUCUCUCUCGAUCUUUGAAUCUCUUAUUUUGCCAUGAAGAGGCAGUCGGUGGCCUAGUUUUGUUAGAAUGUCGUGGGUAAUGUCUCCCUCAUUUUUCAAGGUUCAUGCUGCACAGUUAGCGUGUUUGUCUCCUCAUCUCGAAAUAAGCUUCGAAGUGUGAGGUAGAUCUUGCAUGUUUUGAGUUUCAGCAGAAGAUACAUUUCUCUCUGGUCCCAUUUCUUGGAAACUGCAGUCUGAUUUGUCAGGCAAGUUUAAUCCCUCAUUGAUGUUGUUAUGGAGGGUCAGUUGCUUUCAAUAAUGUAUGUUGUGACUGCGUUGUGAUUCCUAUUAUCAACUCUUAGUAAUUAUUCUCUUUCUUUUCAUAGUGAUGAAACGAGGAAUGACUCUACAUGAAAUGAAGCCAAUAACGAAAGUUACAUUAAUCAUGCGAUUUUGACGUUUCUCUUUGUUUAACAAAUUCAGUUUUGCAGAAAAGCUAUCAAAAUCAGGCUGCAGUUCUAGAUGAAUUGUUAUCUAAUUAUCUACACAAUGGAAUUCUCAUGAUAACUUUGUUUACCUUCACACCAUUACAUACCAAUUUAUUGAAUUUUUUCUGAUUAUGAAUUUCCUUGAUUUUGAAGUCGAAAGUGUACUGGAUUGUGAAACGGAACAACUUUAUGAUGAUGGAAAGUUGGCAGAAAAAAAAGCUGCUCUUCAGUUGGCUCUAUCUCAGCUUGCGGGAGAUUUUGAUCGAGAAUCCAUGUUAUCAUUGCGUCGUUUCUUUGUUUCACGUUACACUCCAGUGAUAUCAACAGGCUCUUUGAAGCUUGAUCAGGCUCUAGGAAUUGGAGGCCUACCAAAGGUUGGUACAUUCAAUAUCACCACGACUUUCAACAUCUACCCCUAUUAUUGCAUCAUUUGUAAUUUGCCCCUCUCUGUUAGUCAUUUCAAGUUUCAGAUUUAUAAGUAAUUUUGAUUUGCCUGUGACAUGCUGUGGAUUUUUUGACGUCUUCUCUCUCUCUCUCUCUCUCUCUCUCUCUCUCUCUCUAUCUCAUGUUGGGUGUGAUGCCAUUAAAUUUCCUGACGAAGAAUGCAUGUUCAGAGACCUUUGCAGCACUAGUGGAUGGCGGUUUUAUUUUCUACAAGGCUAGGAGGUUCAAGGGGAGAUAUCCAAUUAACUGACAGGCCUUGUCUGGCGAAGAUCCAGAUUGGAUUUUUCUCGUAUGUGUGCAUAUAGAAUUUUUUUUCCAACUUUGUAAUUAUCCUCCUAAAAUCCACGACUUUGCAUUGCCUUCUCAAUUUAACUUGGUCCUUUAUGGAACAAGUUUGACAUAAAAUCCUUGAAAGGAUCAGAGAUAUUCCAUAAUCAUUUCUUUGGAAUGAGAAUUCCAAUAUUUUUCCAUGUACGUGCAGUUUAAGAGGUGUUUCACAGUUUCCAAUUCAGUAUUCUUGAAGUCGUAAAGCUUAAGUUACCAUUACCUUUUUGUCGUCUUCAGUUUCUGCAUUACAGUAGUCAUUUUUAUUCCUAGAACUGCAUAAACUCUAGAGUAAGCGUGGCUUUUUUCUGCUUAAAAUUUCGCGCUAUAUUUUUUUAUUAGUUAGUGCUUCCUUAAUUCUAAUGGAUGUAGUUGAUGACGACCAUUUAUAUCAUAAAUUCACAUCAGAAAAUGCUAUGUAUUUAUUGAUCUAUGUUUGAAGUGCAGGGGAGAAUUGUUGAGAUUUAUGGGAAAGAGGCAUCUGGUAAAACGACUCUUGCUCUUCAUGUUAUUAAGGAAGCCCAGAAACGUGGAGGUUCUUCAUUACACUUAGAUUUUUGAUUAUUCUAAUUCAUCUUAUUCUGUCAUUGCUAUUUUUAAGGAUUAUUUGUUUCUGUUAUUUGAUUCUCAGUUAGACAAUCGGAUACGGUAUGAGGAUAUUACAGUGGUUAGGGGCAAUGAUGUCUUUCGAGAUAAACAAGACUAAUUCGAAAUAGUAACUGCAGGGCCAUUGCAACCAUUAUUUUGUAGGCAAGAUAAUUGAGUGUUGCUAGUGAUUUUAUUUCUAAAUAUGUGCAUGGAAUUGAUUUGGACAGUUUUCAAAGUAUCCUUUACGAAACUUGGCUGGCAAGACACAUAAGGCACCUGUUUGCUUCUGUUUGCGAGAGCGGCCAUGUGUUAAUCAAGUCUGAAUAAUUUUUUUACUACUGGUUAAGUAUAAUUAAUUAACUAACAUGAAUAAUUAAUCACUUAACUUUAUAUAUCGUAUUAAAAUUGGAGCAAAAUCAGGUUAUCUUUGUUGCCUGUUUUCUUUAUUAUAAAGAAUGAAAAGAAGAGGGUGAGUAUACCAGAAGCCCUAAUAUAGCUCUCAUAGGAUCAUGUUUUAAAUAUCUUGUGGGCCUAUUAGGUUUAAUUUUCUAUUUGGCUUGCUGUUUUAAUAUCAAUUUGCUUUAACCUGUUACAUUUGGUACAAAUAGGCACUGCUCAUGAACCAAUAGAUCAAUAAAGAAAUAGAUGAUCGAACUGUUGUCGAAAUUUGGGUACUAGAUGGAUCAGAAGAAGGGUUUGGAGAUAAAGUCAGAGCUGUGGAAGCUAGUAAUGAAGUCUUAGCAGUAGAAACUGUCAAUAAAGGCACAGUUGGAGACAACAGAGGUGGAGGCAUAGUAGUGGAGGCCAAAGAAAAAGGGACCUACAAUGAAGUCAUAGUAGAAGUCAGAGUAGAAAAGUAAUGGAUAAAGAGCUUCCAUACGAUUUAUUCUUUGCCUUGUUUCUUGUAGAAGGUCUUUUCUAACAUUUUGGUUGCAUGAGCCAUGGUAUCUUAGGGCCAACACAUGUUACCUGACAUGUUACCUGUCAUUUGCAUGUGCUGUGCAGUCCUAGCCACUUACGUAUGACAAAUGCCGAAUUGUGUCACAUUGUUGUGGUUGCCUGUGUUGACUUAUGCUCUAUGACUGAGACAGCAGGGUGGAAUUAGCUCCACAAGAUCUGUGCAAGUGGUAGCAGUAGUUAAUGGUCAUGAUGGUAGCAGCGACGAGUGGGGGCCAAAAGGGCUGUACCACUUGAGUAGUCAAAGAAAAGCAGCAAUGACUACUGUUCUUCUUGUAGGGCAAAGGAUGACCAGUAGAGUGCCAUUACCUGUGUAGGGCAAUCGCAAGCAGAGGCAGCUGGAAGGAGUGUGCAGAUAAUGAAUGUAAAACUAGUCACUGAUGACUUGUGCUAGAGUUGCCACUAUUUUCUUUCACACGCUCAUAGAUGACAAGGUUUGAAGGUGGCAGCAGUGACAGCAAUACAAUUAGAACGCCUUGAGAAUCUUAGGAAACUGUAACCUUAAGCUAGGAUACCACGUCAAAAUGGGAAUCGAUUAGGUUAAAUUCUUGGCUCUCUGCUUCCCUCGUUUUAAAUGGAAAGAGAGUGGGCAGUAUACUAUAAGGCCUAAUAUGGUGCUAAUAGGCCUACAUUCUAAAUGACGCAUUAACAGACUAACACAAGGUUAUAUGAACUUGUUGAGUUUAUUUUAAAAUGGUCUUAAUAACAUAUCAGUUAUGAAACUUCAUACGAAUAAUUGUUUUUAAUUUCAAUAUUUCUCAAUAUAUACCUACUUAUCUUAUUCAUCUGUAAACUGAUUAAUUAAUCAAUUAAUUACCUUUAGUCAUUAGUAGUGGUCAUUGAUAGGUAGGCUAUUGUUUCGGAUGUGGAUUAGUCCAGCUCACUAAUUUAAUUCUCUAUUCUUCUAGUUGAUUGUGGUUGGAAUAUUUAAUGUUGCUUAUAUUAGAAAGGAGAUCUAUCAUUUUGGUAAGAGAAAUGAUUUGAUGGUUUUUAAUUGUGUAUUUCUCGUAUGUAUUUGAUAGGGAUUGAUCUGACAUUAAUUUCAAAUAUGCUUUGUGAAGGAGAAACCUUUUGAAUUUAGGACUACAAUUUUGGACGAUGUGCAGUGAUGUUAGAUGCUUACCUAACCUUUUACAAUAAUUUUGACUCUAGUAACGUAACCAAACCUUUGAGCCUUGCUCAAUUGCAAGUUUGUUUACAUUACAACAGAAACAACAUCGAGCUUACAGAUUCAUGAGAGAAGAAGCUGCGAAAGUUCAGGGAGCUCAUGUGGAUUUCGCCAGAAUCUCUUAAAAGCUUCUAAUCGCCGAGUUAGGGUUUUAAUGACGUGAUUUUUUAGAGGUUUAAAUAGAUCUCCCAUGCCAAGGGUCUUUUGUAGCCUGAGAAGCUCAACUAGCCAUAUAAAGGUUUCUCUUUUGAUAGAUGAAAACGUCUAUAUUUUGAGCUCUUUUAGCUUUUUAUUUUAUGCAAGGUAAUUUUGGGAAAUCCUCAGAUGCUGCACUUGAGUUUUCCUUCUUUUAAUUGUGCACACUUUAGUUCCGCUCUUCUCCAUGUGUCAAGCUUUCCUAUGGUUGCUAAGACAUUCAUCCCAGGGAUCGACCCCUCUAUAAAUAGCUCAUUAGUUUUUAGUGGAGGCUAACACUAUCUCUCAGGUGCCAACACGUGUAAACUGGUUUCUGCCAUUCAUGAGUGCCGACACUUUCUUACAAGGUGUUGACACUCAUGCACUUGCCUGUCACACGUUUACUAGAGUUGUUGACACAUAUUUCCUAUAACUUAAGAAUUUCAUUAUUUAUCACAUAAAUAAUCAUAAACAUUUCUUGUCACAUCAAUAUAUACAAGCUAAUAACAUUUUAAUAUGAUGCCAAACACAACAAUCUGUCCUAUAUAAUCUUCAAAAAAAUUGGCUCAUCAAAAGCAACUUGGAAUUUUAGCACAACUGAGAAAUCCAGCAGGGUCAUUAUUCCCUUGUUGACGAAAAUAUGUUUAUAAAGCAAGAUUAAUGUCUUUUGUAUCUCAGGAAGCAUUUCCAGAGCACUUGCAGCCAUCUAAAAUGCAAUUCCUUAUUCACUGAAGUUAUUUUUAUAAUAAUGGAAUCCAUCGAUUCUGUGCAUACUUUUUCAGGAGAGCAAUGAUCAUUUCAUUGUAACAUGUAGAAUUUGGAUAUUCUGUUUUAAGGUCAUGCCAGUCAGUUCGAAGUACCGACUCAUGUAGAAUUUGGACACUUACCCUUUUUAAGGAGGCUGUUUCCUCAAGAGCCGAUAUAUGUUUUACUUCUUAUUUGUGUAUCUUCUAAUAAUAGGUGUCUGUAUUUUCAAAUUUCUAAACUUAAAUGGAUUCUAGGUAUAACUCUUCCAGAAAAGAGAGCUCUUUUUUUCAUUUUCCGAAAAGCAUAAACAGUAGUUUUUAGCAAAUCACAUUUACUCAUUUGGAAAAAAAGGUAAACAUUCACCGUUUCCUCAAACGUAUGGGAAAGUUCCAAUAUCUAUUCAGGUGAAUGCUUUUAUUAGUAAUAUAUUUUCUUUAUAUGUUUUCCACAGAUGAAGGUUAGAACUGGGUCUACUUUAGCUUUUGUGCUGUGACUGUCUCGUAAUUUAGGGCCCUCCUGUUAGUGCUGUUUCAAAAAUGCGUUUUAGUAUUAUUUGGUAUACCAGAGGUUGCGCUUGAUUCAGCUGUCAUACUUGCUUGCUCUUCAAGAGUCACAGUUUUAUGACUGUGCGUCUGUACUAUAUAUUGCAGGAUUUUGUGCAUACUUGGACUUGGAGAAUUCCUUAGAUCCAUCAUUCGUUGAAUCGGUUGGAGUUGACACUGAGGGACUUCUUUGUGCACGUCCAAGUUCAGCUGAAAAUUCUCUGAGUGUUGUUAAUACUCUGGUCAAUAGUGGAUCUAUAGAUGUCAUUGUAGUUGACAGCGUAUGAUUCACUAACUGUGCCUAAAUUUAUAGGCUUUUCAGUAGUCUUUUUGAAAGUCUAUGUUCAAUUGUGACUUGAUAUUUUCCUUUUUUUUUCGUUAAUGUUGUUUUAAAAUUGACACCUGAAUGUAAAUUACAUGUGAUCACUCAUGCAUAAAUUGCAUUUUUUUGUUGGCAUCUAAUCAGAAUAGAAAUAAACCUGCAUAUCUACGAUUGCGACCUAUUUGCCUUCUCAGAUUGUAACUAUAACGUGGGGUUUAUGUUUCUAUAUUUCUAUUCUGUAGAGUAUAUUCUGGUGAAAGUUUCCUUCUUUUAUGACAAUUUUUCAUGAAGCUUUGCAGCCCUUGAUAAUGGGAGCUGUUCUUCUCGUAGACUUUUAUAUGUGGCGCAACUGGACUCCUAAGAAAGGAGUUUGGGUCGCUCUACUACACUGCAUGGAUUCCAAAGGCUAUACUACACUCCCUCAAGCUGAGCAGAGGACAUACCACAAUAUCCACACUUCAACUCAUAAAAAGAUAACUUGUGAUUAUGGAAUGGUCUAAAAAUUCGUUUAGCAUAGAAUGGGCUAAAAAUUAGAAUGCAAUUUAGUCUGAAUACGUAUACCUAAUGUGGAUCUAUGUGAUUAACGAGUGUUUUCAUGGUGAAGACAUGACGUAGCAUAUAAUCCUUUUCUCAACCUCCAAUUGUGGAGUCAAAGGGCCGUUCGCAAGAGAACUAGCAAUGAUCCAGAGAAUUUCCCCUUCUGAUUUAGAAAUAAGACAAUUUUUGAUCUUGUAAAUCUUGGAGGUGAUCUGCUAUUAAACUUUUAGAAAUAUGUUAUAAUGCAAUUGAAGACAGAUUUUUUCCCAUUAAUUUUCUGGCAAUCUAAUAUUUAUUAGCCUUCGGCUUGUCCAUAUAUCACUGUGGAAUCAUCAGAAGGAUGCGACUUAGCAGAGUUUAUUUCUCUACAUUUUGAUAAUGUUGAUAUCACAACUUUCUGCUGCCUUAGGAUUCGAAUAACGUUGAUGGAAGCAAAUGCCACUGAAACCCUAUACAGUUGACAAUUUCCUAAUGCUUCUAGAAAAGCACAUCAUCCGCUUACAAAUGGCCAAGAUUUAUUAGCACUCUUGAUGCAUCACACAGAUCUCAACUCUAUGUCAGACUGUGCAUACACAUCCCUCUUCUUUCUAUAUCUUAUCUUGUUUUGAAAUAUCAAAUAUUCAUAAAUCAUACAUAAAGGCUGUUUUAUAUUUGAAGAGUCUUUAAAUGAAAGCAAAAGACAAUGUAAUGUGUUUCCUAAAAUUGUCAACUCACUGUCGAAUAUUGUGUGGUAGUUCAAACCUAGUUACAGAUGGUUUAAAUUGAAAGAGUAGCUGGUGUGAAGAAUCCCGGCAUUUUUUGUUGAAUAGCUUAUUGGUUUGUGAUCAGUGUGUUAAGAUUUAUCAUUAUGAUGAUUGUUGUUGCUGUGCAAGAUUGGUGCUCCAAUCAUUGGAUAAUUUAUCAAGCAUUAAAUUGUUUCUGUUCCGCGAUCUGCCGUAGAUUAGUGUGUUACAAGUGGGUAUUUUUACUGAUAGGCUAUUUUAAAUGAUGCAAAAUAGAUUUAAUUUUAUUAACAUAAAGAUGAAAAGUGUGAUUUUGUGUUCUAAUAAUGCAUAUUGAACAGUGUUUUGAUAAGAAAGAGGGGUUAUAUACAAUGGUGCAUAGGGUUGAGAUAGCUUCAAAGUAGUUCACAUAUAAAUGAAACGAGAAAAGACCUACCCUAUUUUUUUCUCGUUUCAUUUUUUUUAGAUUCUGUUCUCAUCAUUUUUGAUUUAAAGACUGGCUGUUUUUAUUGCAGGUAGCUGCUCUCAUUCCUCAACAUGAACUUGAAAGAGUGAUCGACCUCACAUCCCAAGAAAUGCAGUCAAGAUUAAUGACUCAAGCACUUCGUAAAAUUUAUCAUUCACUGAGUCGAUCUCAAACCCUUUUGAUCCUUGUUAACCAGGUAGAUACAUAAUCUCAUAUAUUUUUUUGCACAUCUAGAUUCAUUAUAGACUGCUUUGUCUUUUAUGUGAAAAAAAGAAGACAUUUACUGUUUGAUGAUGGAUCAAACAUCAUCCUCUAUGAUGUUCAUUGUUUUUUUUCUCUGUAAAUUGAGCUUUUAAUUUACCUAAAGAAGUCCAUUGCAACUCAUAAUUAAUUGGGUGUUAUUUCUUCCAUGGCUGUCACAGUAUACCAUUUUUCUUUUCACGAUUUAUAGUUAUAAAGCUAGGUUUACUCAUCAGGUGGGAUAUGGACUAUAUUGUUCCAAUAACCUUUAGGCAUCCAGAGAAGAUAGAGGAAUGUAUGCAUAUAUAGUUGAAGAGUAAUCCUCAAAAGAACCUACCCAAACCACGGAGCAGCUGAUACAGGAACAAGAUUGACACAGGGAUCAAUUACCCAUGUCAUUAUCAAUGAGAAAGAGAAGGCGCAUGCUCUGUAUGGAGAUAGCAUGAAGAUUUUCAUCCUGUCUUGAACAUUAUGUUUAUCCCUCAUAACAGAUUCGAAUUUCCCAGUUUUAAACUUACAUGUCAUUUUGUUGUUAUUGAGAACAUUACAGUCAUUAUGCAUACCUAAUUAUUUGCGUUACUUUCAAUAUAAAUGAUAAAUUGAGGCUCUGAUAAGUGGAGACUGAUGGCUAUCUAAAGAAUGUUCUUGUGUUGUAGCCUAGACUUCUACAUAGAAUAACGAGUUUCACCCAAACCCAGAAAAAUCGUUUGUCUGUUAUUGCCGCUAUCUAUUUCAUGCUAUUUUACCUUUGCUUUCAUGUGUUCAGAGGUUUCCUUGUCUAUUUCAUUCCAUUUUACAAUACCUGAGCUUUCCUUUUCUAACCUGGUCUAAAUUUGACAUAGCGCGCCUGAAACUGAUCUCGGCCAAGUGAAUUUCUUCCCUUUGUGACAUGUAUCGAAUGGUGAAUUAUCAUAUGUCAGAUAUUAGUGUCUGGUCCACUGCUAGUUGCCUGUCAUUAAACCACUGCUUUUGCCCACACCUGCUUCCACAGCUGGCUGCCUGGCCAUGCCAAAUGGCACGCUCCCACAGCUAAUGUUUCAGUGGACAGUGAUGGCCUAUAAACCUUAAAGAACCCAUUUGAGCAUUUGAGGGUAAAUUUGACCUUAGUACAGCCUAUUACAGUUGACUUAAGCUUGGGAGGGGCCUAGCCCGGAGGCCCCUAUUCAGGGCCUAUUUCGAGGCCCAGGCUGGUCUGGGCCUCCAAAAUGAGUUUUGGGCUCAGACUUGCCUUGGCUAGGCCUGGCCCAGCCCAGCCUGUUGACAGCCCUACUCGUAUUGCUCGUGAAAUGUCUUUCAUAUUUUAUUUUUUUGCUGCUACAUUUGUCAUGUGACUCAAGGGCACCCAUGGCCUUUGUCUAUCUUCCAACUAAGGAUUUCCCUUUGUUUCCAGGUUAGGUCAAACUUAAAACAAGUCAUUGGACAUGUAGGAGAGGUAACAUGUGGUGGGAAUGCUGUGAAGUUUUACUCAGCAAUACGGCUGAGAACUUCCAGGGUCGGUUUGUUUCAGACUGAAGAUGAGGUCUGUUUCUACCGUAGAUUAAGUACCUUUGUUUUUCUCCUUAUUGUAAAAUAUAUGGUUGCCAGUUGCUUGUUUGAAGUUAUCUUAUGCAUCAGUUCUUGGGUUUAUUACUUGGAACUUGAUAAAGGCUAAUAUUACAUUCCGUAAUUUGAGAUUAAAUUUUAUAAUCAAAUGGCUAAAGUUGCCUAGUCUGUAGUGGGUGUGCUGUUUUAUCUAUAAUUAGAGUCAGUGUAGGAUGGCCAGCUUUCUUGUAUUAUCUCCUACCUUAUCAUCCCCAAGUUCUUAAAAAGAAAUGCUUUUGUCUUCUUUUUUUCAUUUUUUAUCUUGAAACAUACCCAAAUUCAAUAUCAUUCUUAUUUCUGAUUUGAGAUAAUCGUUUUCUUUAUUCGAAUAUAAAAAUAUGACAGUUUUCAAGUACAUGGACAUAAAUUUUAUGAAUUAGUGAAAACUGUUGAAAUUAAGGGUCCUGUUUUUUAAACCAAUAAAUUUAAGUAACGUCGAAUAUGUUGAUUGAUUUUAGAAGAAAAAUGAAAAAUCUCAUUUUCAUAUUUAUUGAUUAUUAAAAAAUAUUCAAAGAACGAAAACAAUUCCUUUGAAUCCUUUGAAUGCCUCUCUCGAGGACUAGCUAUCAAGAAAAAAAUUAAACUGUUAUUGCAUCGAGGAAAGCUAUUUCAUCGGUAAUUAUUGCUUGAAUUAUAUUCCGUUUUAAUCAUGAUGCGUCAACACUUGAGCUCCUCCAAAAGAUAUUCAUUUGAAUGAUGGUUCCUCAAAUGAUUAAUUUCAUAGAAAAUUAUGUUCGUGGCAAAUUUGAUGGAUGCAUCUAAGCUUUCUAUGUGAUUUUCUCCGUCAAUCUCUCAUGAAACAGCUAGUAUUGUUGCCAUCGUUAAGCCAUCAUAUUAAAGUUUGCAUCAAAACCCUAAUCACAUUGGACUCCCAAUCUUUUCCACUUUCUGUAUUUUUUUCUUCCAAGUGAAGAAGCAUCUUCUACUUUGUUCUACUUUUUUGAAAUCUUGUUUCAACUUGUCCCUUCAUCCUAUGCAUUGAUGAAUCUCUUUUAGAUCACUGGGGUCAAUAUAUCUGUGCAAGUUAUCAAAAAUAAGCUUGCACCUGCCAUGAGGAAGGCCGAGCUGUGCCUGGAAUUCAGCAGGGGCAUUCGUCAUGAGGCAGAGAUCUUGGAGAUGGCCUCUCACUAUGGCGUUAUUUUGAGAGAGCGCAAUGGUUACUGGAUACAAGGAGAGUUUCUAAGAGACAAGGCGGAGGCUGAAAAAUACAUUGCCCAAAAUAGUAAUUUAGCUGAUGAACUUGUUAGUACACUCAGAAGCCAGCUGUUUGAGCUGUGA
Molecule: messenger RNA, 10964 nt
Organism: Spirodela intermedia
Lineage: Eukaryota; Viridiplantae; Streptophyta; Magnoliopsida; Alismatales; Araceae
Source: the annotation of a GenBank genome assembly